Messenger RNA from Zea mays, 2318 nucleotides. RefSeq names its product putative magnesium transporter NIPA4. Lineage: Eukaryota; Viridiplantae; Streptophyta; Magnoliopsida; Poales; Poaceae. Gene Ontology annotation, molecular function: magnesium ion transmembrane transporter activity. The transcript has 9 exons. The record is from RefSeq and is a predicted model, not a curated record. Gene Ontology annotation, cellular component: membrane. Gene Ontology annotation, biological process: magnesium ion transport. The coding region runs from base 867 to 1784 and encodes 305 amino acids.
ACUGGUCUGUGGAUCUUCCCCCAUACCGGUGGGUGUGUGCGCUGGAUUGGUUGGUUCGCGCGACGGCGAGGCGGGUCGAGUUGUUGGGCUGUGUGCCAGCCAUGUGGUUGCUUAGCUGGCUACUGGAAUCGGGUUGAAGCUUCGAAAUUGAUUUCUUGUUUUUUUUUUUUUGGGUUCCCCUUGCAACGCGGUUUCGGGUGGCUGUUGUUUGUUUGGUUGUUGAGAGGGAUCUCCCGCGGUAGAAAAAAAUGUGGUGGGCUGUUCUUCUCGUUGUAUACUGGAAGUCCACUCUUGUCCAAGAAAUUACUUCCAUGGUUGAAAUUUGGGGAUCCUGAUCAGAAUUUUUCUUUCCUGAAGCUUUUCUUUUAUUGAUUUAGUUUGUGUGAGCAACACAGACACGGGUGAAUUGUCAGAGAAUCCAAGUUGACUCCGGAGAAAAGGUUAAUUUCUUUGGACUAGGUAGAUUUGGUCACGGCAGAAACUGACGACCAUGAGAGCGAAGUUCGAUUGAGUCAGCCAGGCCAGUAGAUUUAGUCAAAGAUGCUUCCUGAUUCUUCCUAUUGCCACUGGUGGAUUGAUUGAUUCUCUUUGCUUGGUGGAGAAAAAGGUUGCAAUCAUUGACGGCCAAGCAUAUUUUACCUUGGGACUUGGGGUCUAUGUUGAUGCAAAAAAGUUUGCUUGCAUAAGUAGUCCAAUCGAGUCAAGGGUGUUUGUUUGUGCUUUUUAGUUGCAACUUGCAAGGGAGGCUCAACUAAUAAAAAACGAAAACGUUUGUCUGUCACUUGUGUUUUACAUCUGGUGGCUUUUAUUAGAAACAAGGAUAUGGAGGGUUUUCUUACUUAGUGGAGCCUCUUUGGUGGAUAGGCAUGGUUUCUAUGAUUGUAGGUGAAAUUGCUAAUUUUGCUGCUUAUGCAUUCGCUCCAGCUAUUCUUGUCACUCCUCUUGGUGCACUAAGUAUAAUCAUAAGCGCUGCACUCGCACAUGCCAUUCUACAGGAGAAACUGCACACAUUUGGUAUACUCGGUUGUGUUCUCUGUGUUGUCGGAUCCAUCACAAUUGUGCUCCAUGCUCCACAAGAGCGUGACAUUGAUUCUGUAAAGGAAGUUUGGGAUCUUGCCACUGAACCAGCUUUCCUUUGCUAUGCGGCUAUAGUAGUUGCGUCAGCCUUAGUGCUUAUAUAUUUUGUUGUCCCUCAUCAUGGACAAACAAACAUAAUGGUGUACAUUGGAGUUUGUUCUCUUCUAGGAUCACUUACGGUUAUGAGUGUAAGAGCUCUUGGAAUUGCCUUGAAGCUAACAUUCUCAGGAACAAAUCAAUUAUUCUAUCCUCAGACUUGGGCCUUUGCAGUAAUUGUAGCUACCUGUGUGAGCACCCAAAUUAACUAUCUGAAUAAGGCACUGGAUACAUUUAAUACAGCAGUAGUCUCACCAAUAUAUUACGUGAUGUUUACAUCACUAACAAUUAUAGCUAGUGUGAUAAUGUUCAAGGAUUGGGACCAUCAAAAUCCAACACAAAUUGUUACAGAGAUGUGUGGCUUCAUGACUAUCCUAUCUGGGACGUUUCUUCUUCACAAGACAAAAGAUAUGACUGAGAGUCCUGGACAAUGUUUGUCCACACGGCGGUCAAAGCAUGCUAGUCAGAAUGCGUUUGCAAUUGAAGUCGUGCCACUAAAAUGUCAAGAUUCUAUAGAUGAUGAGACCUUGACUUUGUCACUUCCCCAGGUUGAAAAUGGUUACCUAAAGGAAGAGCAUCUUCUUAGAUACAAGGACUCGAGUAUUGUCUGAUAGAUAAUUCUCCGCCAACAUUUGGCAGGAAGCUCUUGGGGACCAUUUUGCUCUCAGACAUGAUUGAUUGAUGUAGAACUGGAGUUCACAGUUUUACAUCAACCUGGCCUGGGAUAGAUUGAUAUUGCAGAUUAUAAGUUGUCAACUGUGGUUUGCCUGUAUCUAGGUGAUGAUUUUGACAAAGAAGCAAACCAUAAGGAUGCCACAUUCAGGCCAAUUAAGUGCUAGUCAUCCAAGAAUACUGGUUCUGGAAAAGGAAAAGCGUUCGAAGUGUACUUAGUAGAUGGUGGUGUUGCCAACUAUACUACCCCCCCCCCUUCAUUUGAGGACGUCAUGUGGUAGCUGCAAUGCAAUCUUAUCUGGUUUCUAUCAGGACGACGCCAAAUAGAAAAUCAGUCUUCAUUUUUACCUGUAAUUACCUCAAAUUGCUGCCCAGGUGUCAUUGUGUAUAUUUGGUCUGUGUAAGUACUUAAGGGACCCUUUCAUAUAAACUGUUAAUCAUUCUAAUUCAUGUCUGACAUUGACUGUUUUUAA